Seminavis robusta is the source of this 2711-nucleotide messenger RNA. The record is from the annotation of a GenBank genome assembly. Lineage: Eukaryota; Bacillariophyta; Bacillariophyceae; Naviculales; Naviculaceae.
CCUGUGGCCGGUAAACGGCCGACGGGCAGACGCGUAUCUUUAUUAGCCGCCUUUUCGCCACCCAACAACAACAACAAACAACCACGCCAAUCCACCACGCUAUACCGUUACUUGUCCAUUACUUGCUCGGCCUGUUGUUGCGGCUCUUCUCGAGCCGAUCUCCGAGUGCGAGGGCCACAGCUAGCUAGGUAGACAUCCCUCCGUCUCGGCGCUGUUAGAGACGAACUGGAGUUCGAGAGACUAGUCAGUCUGAUCGCAGCAAUGAGCUCUUCCGAAGAGUCGUCGGAGGACGAGGAGAGCAUUGCCCGAGCUCCUUAUCCAGCUCCCGUGCCAGCUCCUGCUCCAGCACCCAUGCCCAUUGCCAGGGCGCCUGUGCCGGUUCCAGCACCGCUUUCCGUGGCUCCUUAUCCAGAUAGAGUGCCAGAGAGUCAACCAGAAGCUGCGAGUAUGCCAAUGCCACAACCACAACCAACGGCUCCCAGUACUACUAUUUCGAUCGAGCCUCAACCAAUGACUCCUGUCCACCACACCAUCAGCGAGACAAUUAACCAUGACGAAGAACCACAACAAUCCAACGAUCAUCAUCAUAAUGCACUUGUUGUCAUGAAUGGCGACGACAAACCACCACCACACACUAAAUUGACGGCCGCUGCCGAGCUGAUCCACACGCUCGACACGGCGGCUGCACAAGCCAAUGCGGCCACGGCAGCAACGGCAUUGGAUGCCGAAAAGGCGAGAAUCUCAGCACGAACCGCUGCCGAAAUUGUAAGACGGUAUACUACAGGAUCGCAUCCUCGAGAAGGCACCGCCUUUGAUGAUGCUGGGCCACUCUCUCCUCAAUUGAAAUUGCAACAUCAUGCCAGUACGCCCGUGGCAAUUAGUGCCGGAAGAGCACCCAUGUCCAUGUCCAUCAACACGUCGUCCUUUUUUAGCAGCACAGCCGACAAUCACAGCCAAACUGACAAUACUAACAACAACCAUAAUAGUAAUAAUGGAUCCAAAACACCGAAUGGCAACAACAACAACAACAAUCAUCGAACAGCCAUUACACCCAUGAAGUAUCAUUUUCCAAAAACACCGCCUUCCACGGCCAGUCUCAUUGCCAAUUCACAUGUCGAAGAUUCCUUGUCGUUGUCACUUGAGCUGGAACGAGCCAAACAAGCACUUGAAGGAGAACGAAUGGCACAUGAUGAAACCAAAAAUAUUCUUGCGGAAGAACGAUCCAAAAAGAAUCUAGUAUUGCAAAAACUACAACGACUCGAAAGUAAUAUGGAAACACAACGAGAAACCAUUGGGCGAUCGGAGGAUGCAUUGGAAGAAGAACUGGAACGAACACGAUUUCGUAUGGAAGCCGCCGAAGAAGAUGCACAGCUGGCAUUGGAUUUUGCCAAGGAAAGUCAAGAGGGAAGAGAAAAAUGUGAAGAAAUGCUGGAAGAAGCAAUGGCAGAAAUACAAUCUCUGCGAGAACAGUUGGAGAAUAUGGCAUUUUACACCGUCGAAGCCAGCCAUCACAGUGAAUUUCCACAACAACAACAACAGCAAGGGUACUACCAACAGCAACAACAGCAAGGAUACUACCAGCAGCAGGAAGGAAGCUACCAACAACAACAACCACAAGAAGGAUACUAUGACAGUGGGAACAACACCGAUGGUGGGUAUUAUCCUGCCGAGGAACAGCAGCAACAAGAGUAUCAACCUCAACCGGAAGCUGAACAUCCCCAGGAGCAACCCGAAGAUGCACAGCCACAACCACCACCACAAUACGAGGAGCAGGAAUACCAGGAACAGGAACCACCGCCGACACCCACUGCGAAACAACAUCUCGAUCAAAGCAACGAGGGAACGCCUAAACACGUUCAUUUCUCGGAUCCAAUCAGCUUUUCUAAAUCACCCAGCGAAGACUCAUUUGAGCCCAAGGAGCCACCUCUGCAAGAGAUUGCUGCGCCUGCCGUGGACAUGGUCGAAAUGGAGGCACUCGACGAGGAACCACUUUCUCCGCUCGAAGAGGACGCAGAAUUUGGCAUGCCAACGACGACACCUAUUACGACCACUACACCGACAAGACCUGCUCGUCCUCUGGUAUCAGCCGGUCGAAAGUUGCUACAGAAAUCCACUGGAAAGGAUUACAGUGUCCAUGUGGACGAUAUGACCUAUUCCUUCGAAUUUACGCCGGAGAAAUCAGCUGAACGAAGGCAGCGACUGCGGGAUCAAUUGAAGCAGCUCGACUCGACAGUAGUAAUUCCAACCCCAGACCGAACGCCUCCGCCACAACAGAAACACUUGCAAUUCACUACCAAUUUCUACGACUUGUGUAAGAAUGCAGCCGAAAUCAUCAAGGCGAGUGGACAUCGGUUGGAAUUAGAUGGUCAGUGGUUCCGAGAAGCCACGUUCAAGGAAUCGGAGGAAGAAGAAACAACUCAUCUGGAUACGCUUGCUAAGCAGUAUUGCCAGUCCGUGGAGGUUAAAAUAUCACGGCAAAAGAGCGAGAUAACAGAGCUCGAGUCGUUAUGCUCGUUCUUGGAAGAAAGCGUUGCCAACGCGGCCAGCACCGCAACGGAUGACUACGGGGCUGAUUCGGGCGGUGAAGGCAAGUGGAAUUCUAGCUGGACAUAACACGGUAAUAGAGUAGCUAUCUAGAACUACACGUACUUGUAAUUUGUGUUGGCUACUAGCCUUGAUUGGGUGCUGUUGUGGCAUCGAAUCGUAUCCUA